UUCCUGUGCGCGGAAGCAAGAGUUGACAACGGUUGGUUAGGCUAUAUCGCUGGACAUCGACUCGCCGACGAGCGCGAAAGAAAUUCCCGGGGAUCAUAUCGGUCUUCUUCCUACGGUUCUUCGUCGGGCACUUUUGAACUUGACGCAGAUGAAGACACUGGAGAUUCAGGCCGACACGAGAACGUACUUGGAGAUAUCAAUCGCGGCUCGGGAUCAAAACGGAAAGCUCGUAUACGCGGACGCCGUGGGCCCUAUCCACAUAUUUCGGAGGCCCGCAAUAGGAUCGCCGACCGCCGUGAACAUUCGUCUCAGCAAUCCACAAACAACAGGCCGGCAACUUUGGGUCCACGAUUCCCCGCUACAGGUAUCAUGCAGAUCGCAUAUCCAGUCCCUUCCUUUCGUCCCUCCCAAACCAUCUGACGCAUCUCCAGACAAGGCUCUUUGCAAGCACUGGCUGUAUAAGAAGGAGUGUAGUAAUGGCGAUCAUUGUGACCUCUCUCAUAUACCUUCUUUCUACAACACUCCGCAUUGCCUGUUCAAUCUUCAAGGCCGGUGCAAUAAGUCACCUUGCGCCUUUGCGCAUGUGGACAUCGAUGCAGCCGCGCCGGUCUGCGAAUCCUUUAGUCGUCUUGGGUACUGCAACCGGGGAGCGGACUGUACCAUGCUUCACGUCUACGAGUGCCCUGAAUUCGCUAACUACGGCACAUGUUCCGCUGGCAACAAGUGCAUAUCCAAGCAUAAGCAGCGCAAUCUUCACCGGAGAAGCCGCCGCAGUUCAUCUGUCAUGAGUUCUCCGGAGAACAGCGGAUACAUGGGUGAUGCUGAGAAUGUCGAGGAAGUCGACUCCUCGGAUGAGCCUCACGCAAUCACCCAGCAACAUGACUACGUACCAUUUGGACGUGGAGACUGA
This is a messenger RNA of Periconia digitata, 910 nucleotides long. The record is from the annotation of a GenBank genome assembly. Lineage: Eukaryota; Fungi; Ascomycota; Dothideomycetes; Pleosporales; Periconiaceae.